Schizosaccharomyces cryophilus OY26 is the source of this 630-nucleotide messenger RNA. RefSeq names its product aminoacyl-tRNA hydrolase. The record is from RefSeq and is a predicted model, not a curated record. Gene Ontology annotation, cellular component: mitochondrion; cytosol. The transcript is spliced from 2 exons. The coding region runs from base 1 to 630 and encodes 209 amino acids. Gene Ontology annotation, molecular function: peptidyl-tRNA hydrolase activity. Lineage: Eukaryota; Fungi; Ascomycota; Schizosaccharomycetes; Schizosaccharomycetales; Schizosaccharomycetaceae.
AUGUCGUUGAUAAAUUCAGUAAAAAAUUCUUUUACUGCUUCUGCCCUUUCAUAUUUCACAACAGGCGUGCUUGUAGGCACUUCUUGUGGAAUUGGAGCUGGAAAAGCUUUAACAGAAGAAUCUACCUCAAAAAGCGAAAAAACCAAUGUUUUGUCAGGAAAGGAGGAAGACACUAGUGAAGGCGAAGAAAGUUUUACAGAGGAGGAAGAUUCUGAAGCAGAAUUGGCCGCAAUUCUGAAAGGAAAAAGCAGCCUUGCUGCUUUGGCCUUGGCUGAGGGACAAACUAAAAUGGUGCUUGUCGUCCGCACAGAUUUGGGCAUGACGAAGGGGAAGAUAGCUGCUCAGUGUGCUCAUGCAGCCUUAGCGUGUUACAAGCUUGCAGCAGCUACAGAUCCCGAAUUAUUACAACUAUGGGAGGUAGCUGGUCAAGCCAAGAUUACAUUGCAGGGACAAUCGGAAGAACAGCUUCAAAUUCUUCAAGCUCAAGCUAUGUCUCUAGGCCUUUCUGCCAGAAUUGUUCAUGAUGCUGGACGUACUCAAAUUGCCUCUGGGUCCGCAACCGUUCUAGGAAUUGGUCCAGGUCCGGUGAGCGUAAUUAAUGAAGUUACAGGCAGUCUUAAGCUUUUCUAA